Closterium sp. NIES-65 is the source of this 732-nucleotide messenger RNA. Lineage: Eukaryota; Viridiplantae; Streptophyta; Zygnematophyceae; Desmidiales; Closteriaceae. The record is from the annotation of a GenBank genome assembly.
AUGUGUCGCCAGCAACCGCAAUGCAGCUACUGGAACUUCCUCGCAAGUUCCGGCACUUGCUACCUGUACACCAGCGGGAUUUGCGCAGCGAAUAACGGAAUAAGAAGCGUCUACUCUCCCAGGGAACCCAAUUCUUAUGUGGGCGGUCGAUGCAGCUGGCACGGACAGCAAGAGUACAGAUACCAAGCGGAGGUCGCUCCCUCUGCGCGCCCGUACCAGCAGCUGCGCCCGACGUCGUUCUGCCUUGUCUCCGAUUCGCGCCUGCACAUCAACAUGCGCCUCACUGGUUACCUCGAUAACAACCGCUCCGAUAUAAUGGCCGCGCUCGUGGCUGGCGCUAAAGUGCGCACGUGGAUCAGGGAGCUUGGAUUCAUAUGGUGGACCAAUCAGGCGGGCGGAAGCGCGGCGCAGCAUUCCCUUCGGCUGGUCGCGCGGCGCGGCCCGAAGCAGGAGCGCGGCGAGGGGUUCAUGGGGCGAAUCGAGGUGGAUGGAAUCGCGGUUCCGCGGCUGGGGUUGGGCGACGAGUUGAGCCUAUUCGACGGAGAAGGCACCGUGACCUACGCACGGCAGGAGAGGAGCGGCAACUAUGACGUGGAUGUGUACUCUGUCAAGCUGGCAGGGCUGCUGGAGGUGCGUGCACUGCGUACAGGGAUGAAGGGUGAGUGGGAGUGGGGUGAGGAUGGGAGGAAGAGAGGAAGGAAAGGGAAAGAUGAGUGGGGCCAGGUGAAGUGA